AUCUGACACACUGCUCAUCCACCUCUGGAGUGAGAAGUACCACAGAGAGAAAAGAGUGACUUUAUAAAUCUCAGGUUCUUUUCGAAUAGAGAAAACAAGUUACGCGACACAACGAUGAAUAUAUUAACAACUAUCUCAUUGCUACUCCUGGUUUGGGCGACUAAACAUGCGAACGCACAGGUUGAGCUCCCGGAUGUCAUCAUCGGCGACCCCAAUGAUGCGAGCAAUGACGUCGUGGGCGCCCCGAUUUCAGAAAAGGAACUAGAGGACAGUCUGGACCUCGACCUGGUGAACCUGCAGACGGAGGAGGACCCCAUCACCACAUCGGGGUUCUUCCAGGGCGACAUCAUGGUGGCGUCGGAGGAUCAGCUGUAUCAGAUCCUGGAGGGCGAUUCCGACGGCCAGAACAGCGCUAUCAGAAACCCUCAGAAAUUAUGGCCGAACUCCGCCAUUCCCUACGUCAUUUCUGCUACGUUUUCGUCGCAGGAGCGAGCGGUGAUCGCGCGCGCCAUGGCCGAGUACCGGCAGAGCACGUGCAUUCGCUUCGUGCCGAGGUCCAGCCAUGCUGAUUACAUUCAUAUUCUAAGAGGGCAAGGGUGUUCCAGCGCCGUGGGUCGGUCGGGUGGCGUUCAAGUGGUGUCCCUCGGGUACGGCUGCGUCCAGAUCGGAGUGGUCAUUCACGAACUGAUGCACGCCGCAGGAUUCUGGCACGAACAGUCGCGUCCAGACAGGGAUUCGUUUGUGACUAUCAACUGGUCAAAUAUAGUCCCACACCUUCAGUAUAACUUCGAGAAGAAAACCACCGCUGUCACACAAGACUUGGGUCUCUCAUAUGACUACAAUUCAAUCAUGCACUAUGGCCCCUAUGCUUUCGCCAUCAACAGACACUACCCGACGAUCACGCCCAGGCAGAGCGGAGCCACCAUCGGCCAGAGAAACGGCUUCUCGGCGCUGGACAUCCAAGGACUCAACCUACUGUACAAGUGCUCAGGGAAGCCCGUACCGCCUGCGGCCUGUGUCGAUAGCCAUGUGAACUGUCCUUCCUGGGCCAGUCUCGGUUACUGCAGAACCAACCCUGCCUACAUGUCAACGAGUUGCAAGAAGUCGUGCAACAUAUGUGGUGGUGGCUCGGGAUGUGUGGAUAAAGGGCCUCACUGCACCAGCUGGGCGGCCAAGGGGGAAUGCCAGCGAAAUCCAUCCUAUAUGUCAAUGAUGUGUAGGAAAGCCUGCAACCUUUGCGGUGCGGGGGGAUCCUGCAGCAACAAGAACCAGCACUGUCAGGACUGGGCCAAGAAGGGGGAGUGCCAGCGCAAUGCGGCCUACAUGCGUCAGUCCUGCUCCAAGGCGUGCGGCCUCUGCUGAAGACCUGAUACGAUGAACCGACUACUGGCUCCGAAAAUAGAAAAAAAAAUGCUCAAAUAUUUAUUUGCUCUAUGUAUGUGUCUAUUUUCGUGGCUAGUUAAUUUUGUUUGUCUCCCAAUUCAGACAAGUAGAUAUAUUACAAAUAUCUUUCCUGAAAUGUCUGAAAAAGCGGGCAUGAAUGUUAUUCCAGUGGGAAUAUUCUCGAUCGUAAAAUAAGUUCUUAGAACCAUUUAUGCAUCACAGGAACACAAUCUUACCUCACUUUUUAUAGAAAGAUGUUUUACAAUAAUAAAAGAAAAAAA
Molecule: messenger RNA, 1664 nt
Organism: Penaeus vannamei (Pacific white shrimp)
Lineage: Eukaryota; Metazoa; Arthropoda; Malacostraca; Decapoda; Penaeidae
Product: hatching enzyme 1.2
Biological process (GO): proteolysis
Molecular function (GO): metalloendopeptidase activity; zinc ion binding
Source: RefSeq, a predicted model, not a curated record